Molecule: messenger RNA, 474 nt
Organism: Pelobates cultripes (western spadefoot toad)
Lineage: Eukaryota; Metazoa; Chordata; Amphibia; Anura; Pelobatidae
Source: the annotation of a GenBank genome assembly
AUGGCGACUUCAGACAGAACGGAGGCUCCCCUCACCCGCACCGACAUGCAGGACUUCCUGGCAGACUUCAAAUGGUCAGUUGCUGAGGAACUAGAGAGGAAACUAAGCCCGAUUAUGGAGGCCAUGGCAGACCUCACAGCUAGAACACAGGCCACAGAAACCAAGAUGGAGGGAGUACAAGAGUCUGUGCACGCGCACACUGAGGAACUGCAGGACCUCAGGGACCAACUCCGCAUACUGGAAGACUCAAACGAGGACCUGAACAAGCGAACACGCUGGCACAAUAUCCGGGUAAGGGGACUCCCAGAAACAGUGUCCACCGAUCUGCUUCCAGACACACUUACCAGGGUGUUCCAAUACCUCCUGCCAGACGCCACAAUGACAGACCUCCUGAUGGAACGCGCACACCACGCACUGAGAGCACCCAGCGCCAACACGGGACGUUAUAGUUCAGCUACACUUCUACCAUAUUAA